AUGCAGAUAGGUCUAGGAAUCGAUUUGGGGUCAACCGAAGUUCGUAUUGGAGCGUACAAUUUCGCUACCAAUGAAUUGGUUGCGGUUGGCUCGAAACCAGUACCAUAUUACACCCACGGAAACAAAAAAGUUACUCAGAGUACAGACGAGAUCAUAGAUGCCAUUGUUGAAUGUAUCGAGAUUCUUAACAUUGAUCUUUCGACGGUCAAAUCGUGUGGAGUCGCGGCUACCUGCUCUCUGGCAUUAUUCGAUGACGACAUUACCCAAGGUUUAACACCUCAUAGCCUCUAUCAAAUUGAAUCAAAGCCAGUUCAAAACGUUGUGUUCUGGAUGGACGGCUCUGCCACAAACGAGGCCCAGGAACUCAAUGCACUGAACGGUGUCGAAAAACAGUACAUGGGAGGUGGGUUCAUCCCAGAGAUGGGUGUUACAAAACUGAUGGCCUUUUUGAAGACAUUGCCAUCUGACAGCUCUAAGACGUUCGAAGUUUUAGAUCUCCAUACCUUUAUUGCCUAUGAAUUGGCUCAAAGGUAUAGGUGGGAUGCAACACCGCUACUCAAUAGACCAAACAAAAAUGGUAUUGGCCAUGAUGGCGAAGUCAGAGGUUGGAAUGGUCAGUUUUAUAGGAACUCUGUCGAGUUGCCUAAUAACGUUAGGAUUGGACCCUCUAGAAUCAAUAAAAUGUGGAGCCCCGUUAAAGUAGCAAGCUGUAUCGAUUGUUAUGCAGGCUGGUUUGCUACGUGUUUGCCCAAACCCGACCAAACUUUGUUCAUGGCAGCAGGUACAUCCACCUGUUAUCUCUACGCCAAACCUAACGCUAAUAACUGUAUACCAGGUAUCUGGGGCCCAUUUACAGAUAUUAUAGAUGGGCCUACUGGUGACGUCUGGUCGGUUUACGAAGCAGGUCAAUCAACUACAGGAAAGCUCCUUGAACACCUUUUCAAGUCCCAUCCAGCCGCACAACGGCAUUUAGGCGAUAGAAGAUCGUUGUUUGAGGUGAUCGAACGUUCUAUUGAAGAAGCCGAGCGUCAAACAGGGGAGUCGAUCCACUUCUUGACCAAACAUAAGUUCACAUAUGGCGAAUUGCAGGGAAACAGAACACCUUUUUGUGAUCCAAAUAUGACAGGGAUGUUCAUCGGCGAAACUACAGAUAUUUCCCUACAAGAUCUUAUGUUAAAAUACGUCGCAACUCUUGAAUUUCUAGCUUUUCAAGCAAAGCAAAUCAGAGACUGUUUUGGUUCGGACAUACAAAGCAUAAUGGUAUCGGGUAGUCAAGCCAAAAAUACCAGGCUGCUUUCUCUCAUUUCUUUGGUAAACGGUAAUAUUCCAGUAAAAAGGCCGACGACAAGCGCUGACUUGAUGGGAGUGAGAGGCGCGUAUCUUUUAGGCAAAUCAAGAUACGUCAAUGAAUGUUUGCAAAGCAUUGUAGCGGAGAGCUUUGAAGACACACAAAUCAUGGAUGUGGCAAUACUUCCUUCCCUUAAAAACAACGAUAGGGUUGUCAGGCUGCUAGCAGCAAAGUAUGAAGUAUAUCUAGACAUGGCCAAAGUUCAGCGGAAAUAUCGUUCAAUUGUUGACGCCCAACUGAAAUGA
Molecule: messenger RNA, 1593 nt
Organism: Lachancea lanzarotensis
Lineage: Eukaryota; Fungi; Ascomycota; Saccharomycetes; Saccharomycetales; Saccharomycetaceae
Gene: MPA43
Product: LALA0S11e02718g1_1
Exons: 1
Coding region: 1-1593 (530 amino acids)
Biological process (GO): carbohydrate metabolic process
Molecular function (GO): kinase activity
Source: RefSeq, a predicted model, not a curated record